AUGGUUUGCCUAGUGCUCUUUUUGCUGUGUCUGAGCCACCCAGAUGUCACUGCCUUCAGUUCAAUUGCUGAAAAUGAAGACGCACUCCUCAAACACUUAUUUCAAGGCUAUCAGAAAUGGGUCCGCCCUGUGGAAAACUCCAAUGACACCAUCAAAGUCCUUUUUGGAUUAAAGAUAUCACAGCUUGUGGAUGUGGAUGAGAAGAAUCAGCUGAUGACAACCAACGUAUGGCUGAAGCAGGAAUGGAUCGACCACAAGCUCUCCUGGAAUCCAGAGGAAUACGGUGGGAUCACUGCCAUCCGUGUCCCCUCUGAGUCCCUGUGGCUUCCUGACAUUGUUUUGUUUGAAAAUGCUGAUGGACGUUUUGAAGGAUCCCUGAUGACCAAAGUCAUAGUGAAGUACAAUGGGGUCGUGACCUGGACGCCGCCGGCCAGUUAUAAGAGCUCCUGCACAAUGGAUGUGACCUUCUUCCCCUUCGACAGGCAGAACUGCUCCAUGAAGUUUGGGUCAUGGACAUAUGAUGGCAGUAUGGUGGACUUGAUUUUAGUGGAUGAAAAUGUAGACAGGAAAGACUUCUUUGAUAAUGGGGAGUGGGAGAUCUUAAAUGCCAAAGGUAUGAAAGGCAACAGGAAGGACGGGCUGUACACUUACCCAUUUGUCACUUACUCUUUUGUGUUGAGACGCCUUCCACUGUUUUACACUCUUUUCUUAAUAAUCCCUUGUCUGGGAUUGUCUUUUCUAACUGUCCUGGUGUUUUACCUGCCUUCAGAUGAAGGAGAAAAGCUUUCAUUGUCUACUUCAGUCCUAGUCUCCCUCACUGUUUUCCUUUUAGUGAUUGAGGAAAUAAUCCCUUCUUCUUCCAAAGUCAUUCCUCUGAUCGGUGAGUAUCUUCUGUUCAUCAUGAUUUUUGUGACCCUCUCUAUCAUUGUGACUGUGUUUGUUAUCAAUGUCCACCAUCGCUCCUCAGCAACUUACCAUCCCAUGGCUCCCUGGGUUAAAAGACUCUUCCUCCAAAAGUUGCCUCAGCUGCUCUGCAUGAAGGGCCAUGUAGAUCGUUACUCAUUCUCAGAGACUGAAGAAAAGGAAACCACCUUGAAAUCAAAGCUCCCAGGGAAGCAGAAACACAAGCAAGUGAAAGACGGAGAAAAAAUUAUUAUUGACUUUCUGGAAAAGGCAGCCGACUCCAUUCGAUACAUUUCCAGGCAUGUUAAAAAGGAGCAUUUCAUCAGACAGGUUGUCCAAGACUGGAAAUUUGUAGCUCAGGUCCUGGAUCGUAUCUUCCUGUGGUUAUUUCUGGUGGUGUCAGUGAUGGGUUCCGUUCUCAUCUUUACCCCUGCGUUACAGAUGUGGCUGAAUAGCACUUUGUAGAAAACACUCCCAUAGUAGCCUAUAACAAGUACAAUGCCAAGAGAUGGUGGUGCUUUUGAGGUUAGUCUCUGUUGUACAGGAUGGCAAGCAACAGCCAGAAUGAGGGAAGGUGAUGGUAACAGUGGGCAUUGACUAGUGUUUUCUAUCUUCAUAUAACUCUACCAGUUACAGAUUUGGCUGAGAGCAGAGAAGGGCUUGGUGUGCAGCCAAGUCCUAAAGUGAAUUGGGGUUGCACAGCUGGGUUGUAAGUAUUUUACUAGUAGCUUGGUUAUAUUACAAUAAAAGCCAAGAUUAUUAGUUAAAAUUUGAAAUAGUACUUCUGGCACAAUGAUUAUGCUUAAGAGGCAGAUCUGUCAGUUAAAAUGCUACUUUAUGAAAGAAGUU
This is a messenger RNA of Charadrius vociferus (killdeer), 1752 nucleotides long. RefSeq names its product cholinergic receptor, nicotinic, beta 3 (neuronal) (gene CHRNB3). Gene Ontology annotation, molecular function: acetylcholine-gated monoatomic cation-selective channel activity; transmembrane signaling receptor activity. The record is from RefSeq and is a predicted model, not a curated record. Bases 1 to 1368 code for a protein of 455 amino acids. Lineage: Eukaryota; Metazoa; Chordata; Aves; Charadriiformes; Charadriidae. Gene Ontology annotation, cellular component: neuron projection; postsynaptic membrane; synapse. Gene Ontology annotation, biological process: monoatomic ion transmembrane transport; nervous system process; signal transduction. The transcript is spliced from 6 exons.